This is a messenger RNA of Macrosiphum euphorbiae (potato aphid), 285 nucleotides long. The record is from the annotation of a GenBank genome assembly. Lineage: Eukaryota; Metazoa; Arthropoda; Insecta; Hemiptera; Aphididae.
AUGAAUAAAAAGCAUAUAUGUGAAAACGCUGAUGAUCAGCUGAAAAUGAUGAACAAGGCAAUAAUUGGGCUUAAAUAUCAACUCAAAAGUGUAUCGUAUAAUAUUGAUUCCUUACAAACCACAACUAAAAACAUUAUGGAUAAACUAUCCUCGAUUAAUUCUUUGCUUCAAUCACAAGAUAGUGAUGAGAAUAAUGCUACCUUUGCAGAUACACUGUGGCCAAUUCAAAAUGAAAAUGAGCUUAAUAAACAAGAAAGGUUACUAAAGGAGGAUCUAUCAGAAUAA